AUCAACGUCCUUGACAAGGUUGAAUCAGAACAUGGCAAGCCGGUUGCUGAGGAAAGCGAUUGUCUGCUUUUCAGAAAAGGUGACCCCACAAAGUCUUACAUCAUGCAGGCAGAUGUCCUCAGGUGUUCAGCAGAUCACAAUGAUACCAGGAGAUGGAAUUGGUCCAGAAAUUUCACAGUCUGUAAAAGAUAUCUUCAGUGCUAGUGGGGUACCUGUGGAAUGGGAGGAUGUUGAUGUAACCCCAGUAAAAGGUCCUGAUGGAAACUUUAGACUACCUCAAAAAAUAUUUGACUCUAUGAGUAGAACAAAGGUUGGACUGAAAGGUCCAUUAGCAACACCAGUAGGCAAAGGUCACCAGUCGUUGAAUUUAGCACUUAGGAAAGCUUUUACAUUAUAUGCCAAUGUUAGACCAUGUAAAUCUAUAGAAGGUUUCAAAACACCUUACAACAAUGUAGAUCUGGUGACAAUUAGAGAAAAUACUGAAGGAGAAUAUAGUGGAAUAGAACAUAUAAUUGUUGAUGGUGUAGUGCAAAGUAUUAAAUUGAUAACAGAAGAAGCAUCAAUGAGAGUUGCAGAGUAUGCAUUCAAGUAUGCAAGAGAUAAUAACAGGGAUUCAGUUACUGCUGUACAUAAAGCAAAUAUCAUGCGAAUGUCUGAUGGACUGUUCUUGAAAUGCUGUCGACAUGUAGCUGAAAAAAAUCCUGAUAUGAAAUUUAGAGAAAUGUAUUUAGACACAGUUUGUUUAAAUAUGGUACAAGAUCCUACACAGUUUGAUGUUUUAGUAAUGCCAAAUCUGUAUGGUGAUAUUUUAAGUGAUCUCUGUGCUGGAUUAAUUGGAGGCUUAGGAGUGACACCUAGUGGCAAUAUUGGAGAGGAUGGUGCUAUCUUUGAAUCGGUGCAUGGUACUGCCCCAGACAUAGCUGGUCAGGACAAGGCAAAUCCUACAGCUUUAUUACUUAGUGCAGUUAUGAUGCUUAGAUAUCUAGGUUACACAGAACAUGCUCGUAAAAUAGAGUCUUCAGCAUUUGAAGUUAUUAAAGAGGGAAAGGUUUUGACUGGCGAUUUAGGAGGAUCUUCAAAGUGUUCAGAAUUAACUCAAGAAAUUUGUCGGAAGGUUCAGAGCAUGGAAUAGCAUAUCUUAUCUAUUUGACAUUAUUUUGCAAUAGAAUUAUUAUAGAUAUUUUUAAUAUGACAGCCAUUUUCAGUUUUGUGUUCAGUAUUUUUUAAUAAAUUUAAUGAAAGCAUAUCAUUUAUAUGAUCAUAUUAUACAACUUUAAAAGAUGUAAAUGGAAUAUCAUCAGUCAUGAACUUCAGGCAUAAAGAUGAUGAAAAUUCAGGAAAAGAGAAGAUUUAUUGUUAUUUCCAUCGUUAAACAAAUUGUAUGAUUACAAACUUCAUGUAACUGAAUGAAUUCUGAAAUUGAUUGUAUUUUGUUAUUUAUUAGAUGUUCCUAGUAUCCCAUGUGAUAUUUUAUUUUUUCAAUUAUAUGAAAAAAAUAUUUAAGUAUUUCACUAUAUUGUGUUCCUCACUUCUAAACCAAACAAAAAGAAGAAAAAAAUAAUUUGAUAUAUUGUUCAAGUAACAUUCAUUUUUGACAUCUUGAUGGCAUCAAUACUUAAAUGUCGGCCAACAAGAUAUUUUGCUACAAGUUGUCUAAUAAAAAGAUGUUGAUGUUGGUAAAAUAUCGAUUUAUGUAAGACCUUGACUUAUAUCUAAUUUCCCCCAAAACCAAUGUUUGAAAUGGAUUUAGGUCAAAUAUGUCAAGUUCAACAUGUUUAUGACAUCAUAGUUACAUCACAACAACUGAUAUUUCGGUUCUGAAGUUUUCCAGAUCACAUCAUCUUAUUCAUUUAUGAAUAGAACUAAACAUGAUUUUGAAAGGAUUAAAAAAAUUUACUUUUUUGAAAUUUCAUGGCCGAAAUAAUGUUUCUUACCAAACUUCCUCCUUUUGUAUAUACAACUAGUCUUUUCUGUGAUCACAUGGUUAAUUAUAGUACAGAGCUCUUGAAAUAUUUGAUGUUUGCUCUCUUAAAAGUUUUAUUUAUAACUGUUUCUUAUACUGGUACAAUAAAAUCUCAUGUAAAUAGAUAUUUGUGACAUUAAAAUUUUUUCCAAAAGAAUGUUUUUCUCUUCCUAAGUCCACAGCUUAUGUCGAUCAAAGUAUUCUAUUAAAAAUAAACAUUUACAAAUUUAGAGUUUAGGCUGUAUGCCAAUUUCAAACUGGCCGCUGAAUGCCGAACAAGCUUUUAUCAAUCCAUUUUUCAAGUAUUUUUAAUUGCACAGAACAUAUUACAUCGAGUGAGUCAAGUAAAUGUAUAAGGAAUACUUUACAAGUUUCUGUUUAAAAGAGGUACAUAGAAAAUUUACCAUACAUCUUUAUAUAGAUUUAUUUAUUAAGUACAAUGAGGAAGAUGUGUUGUAUUUUGACAAGUGAAUGUUAUUGUUAGUUUAUUUAAGUUUUGUUUUAUGUCAUGAAUCCAAUAAAUCAUUUUAACCUCUUAAA
This is a messenger RNA of Mytilus californianus (California mussel), 2503 nucleotides long. RefSeq names its product isocitrate dehydrogenase [NAD] subunit alpha, mitochondrial-like. Gene Ontology annotation, cellular component: mitochondrion. Gene Ontology annotation, biological process: isocitrate metabolic process; tricarboxylic acid cycle. The transcript is spliced from 11 exons. Bases 32 to 1132 code for a protein of 366 amino acids. Gene Ontology annotation, molecular function: NAD binding; magnesium ion binding; isocitrate dehydrogenase (NAD+) activity. The record is from RefSeq and is a predicted model, not a curated record. NCBI's taxonomy places the organism in Eukaryota, Metazoa, Mollusca, Bivalvia, Mytilida, Mytilidae.